GGACUAGGUGGUUUUCCUACUCUAAAUCUAUGAAUUAAAAAAAAAAAGAUAUUCUUUGCUUACCAGUACUCUCUCUACCUCCACUUUCUAAUAAAAGAGCAUUUUUAGAUAAUAUCUUAUGUAUCAUUUCUUGUACUCCACUCUUCAGUCAAGAAAAAUGAUUGAGAUAGAAGAAGGAAAAAAAAUUCUAUGAGCUUAUGCAAGUAAUCUUAUUUUUUUCCUUCCUUCCUUCCUUCCUUCCUUCCUUCCUUCCUUCCUUCCUUCCUUCCUUCCUUCCUUCCUUCCUUUUUUCCUUCCUUCCUUCCUUCCUUCCUUCCUUCCUUCCUUCCUUCUCCUCUUUUUCUGCUUCUCUUCCUCCUCCUUCUUCUUUUUUUAGAAAAUGUGCAUUCCAGUAUACUGUAAAUACAAGUUUCAUGACACUCCUGUUCACCAAACUCAAGGACGACCCUAUGGAACACAUAUCUAUUUUGAUGAUAUCAAUGUAAUCCUCAUAGGGGCACUGGACUCUCGAAAUCUGCGUGAAUACCUGGAAGGACCACCAAUGGAAGUUGAAAUUCAUGAUCGAGAUAGAAAAGAGGACAUUUUUUUAGCUGAACCUUCUCUGUUUGGGGAAGAUUCAGCAGAUGCAAAUUUGACCAAUAUGAGUCAUAUUACUUACAUGGCUGAAAACCCAUUUGAAAGCAUUAACAAAAAGUGGGAUCCUUAUGGGAUUGCUAAGGUCAGUUUUGCUGAUCUGCUGCUUGGCCAAAAGUUGAUGGACUUAUUUGUGCCCAUUCACAGAUGUAAAACUGAAUACACUUACUUCCAAAAGGAUGGCAGAGCAUAUAAGAAAACCUUUGGUGGUCACGAUCCAAUGGAUACUCUGAAGACUUUUCCAAUACCCAUGGGCAAAUACUUGGACUACUCCUCAAUGCUUAGAUUGAGGAUAGAAUUAUGUGCGCCCCUGAAGUUGGAUGCAGGGAUAGAUGUGGGUGAAAUUUCAAGUGAACGAUAUGGGCGCAUAAUUUAUAUAUUUGAUCCUUCAAAAACUGACUUCAAGAGGGCUCUCCUGAACGGCAUUACGGAAAUCAAUGCCAAAGCUCUCCACUUGGAAUCUUACCCUUUUGAUGAUAUUCAAGAGGCUCUUUCAGCCUUUAAGGUGAAAAUUAGAAUACAGGCAAAGCUAGACCAAGAUGUGAUCACUGGAUUCCAUUUGUUUGAUGGACAAAUUCACCUCUUUAUUUUAGAAGGAUUGGCACAGCAAGGACUGAGGAAGUUAUGGGAACAAUUUCCAAAUCGUGCGCCAGAUUCAGAAGGAAUAUUUCAAGUACUUUAUAACUCGGACUUAACAUUUCAUGAACGCCUCUACUCGGAUCUGGAUGCAGUGAUAUACCAUAUCCAUCUCUGCAAACCUCUUUCAUCUUUAGUGAGAGAGUCGGUGAUUUAUGUCAGAGGACUAAUUCCGCAACCAUCCUUUCAGGCCCUGAUAAAGCUUGACACCAUCUGUCAUAGCAAGAAACUCAAGGAUGUUAUAGAAAGAGAUUUGUUGCCUUCAGCAGAAAUGGUAAAAUGCAUGAGCGAAGAAUUCGGGGUUCCUGUUAGUAGAUCAGAGUUGUUAACUCCAGCCCCAGUGAAGAAAUUACCAUCUGUUUUAAAGAUAGAAAGACCAGAAAGAAAAGUGUACAGUUUUCACUCCCUAAUCAAAUUACAUCAAGAAAAGUAUCUACAAUGGAAAAAAGACAUGGAAAUAAAAAGGGCCAUUGCACCAUCCUACAUUCAGAAAAACUUUUUUAAAGCAGCUCUUUCUAGAAGGCUCUCCCAGCGACCUAAAGUGAAAACAAUCAGAUUUAUUCCUACUGAUGGGAAAUCCGUACAUAACUACAGCACUCAUACGUUCAAUUCAGGGGAGCUGGCAAAGCAGCAGUUGGUUGCUCAGAUGGACAAGGAACGAGAAAAAAGGUUCACUUACUCUAAAGAAUACCUUGGAUCCUUUCCAGAACCUGUGGGCCUGACCCGUAAGAAACCCAAAUCUAAGUUCUGGCUUACUCCAGAAGGAUUUCAAGUCCCUGGAUAUCAAACUAGUUAUGAAAGUAAUCAACACCCCAAGAAACCAGAUCCAAGUCGGAUAGAAGAAUUAAAAGAGCCAUGGCAAGAGAAUAGUUUGUUUGCUUAUCUCCUAAAGCCUUUCCUUGUUAGGGAGAGGAUGAAGUGGGAACAGCGGCAUUUGGAUUUUGACCUUUACAAGAAACCACCUUCUAUUCUACCUCUUCCCGUGGACAAAUUUUCUGCAAAAGCAUAGACACAGCAAGAACCAGGAGCUUGAAGUCAAAGAGUAGCUUACUCUUCUCCACCGGAGGGUCUCUGCAUCCUGGCUGGGGUUCUGGGCCGGCAGGAGGGGAUGGACGUUGCCUUAUGUUGGGGCAUAUGGAAGAUGCCCGGAAGCCCAAAGUAGCCUUUCUUCUGGGGAGGCUGCUCUCAGAGGAAGAUGGAGUUAGGAGGCAGAAGGGAUACCUGUCUCCUCUUCUCAGAUUUAGAGGCCAGCAAUGGAAGGCAUCAACAAGAGAUGGAAGUACCUUUCACAUUUCCUGGGACCCUUUCUUGUCUUAAGUGUCUGUGAUCCUAAAUUCACCCAUAAGAUGAUAGGAUUUUGAGUCGGCAGCCACCUUAGUCAAGCCUUAUUCUAUAGAUGAAUAAAGAGUUAUAAAGAGAGGAAGAGAUUUUGCCCAGUGUUCUUCUGUUUUGGAAAUUCUACUAUUAUGGCUGAUCUGGCUCCAGAAAUGGCUGAUAUUAGAGUCUCUCCAUAGACUGAAGGCAAGAGAGGCCUUGAGAAAGGCAAAGUUCCAUAGUUCUUUUCUUUGGGGUCUCAUGCUUAUCAUGGCAAAAGCACAGCAGGUGUAGAUUUGGGAAUCUUCAAAAAACCAGAUCUAUUUACAGUUAUGAAGUUAAGAGAAAAUCACCAUUAUGGCUACAGUAUUUGUGACUAAUGGAAAGGCUCCUUCCAACAUGACCUUCCAAGACUUAGCAUUAGAAUACUUGGGGGAGAAGGGUGGUGGUGAAGCUGCUUCAGAGAGAGCCAGCUCCUGGAGUAGAUUUUUUCUCUUUCUCUUGCCCCUUGGCUGGCAUUUGAUAAUUGCUGGUUAACUGAUUGAUCAAUUAACAAUGGCCUCAGUCAUAUUCCUCGCCCUUCUCGUUUUGGGCCCUGCCAUGGCCACACUUUAUCCAAUGGCUGACCAAAUGUGAGUAAAGGACAGGCAGAAACUGUUUUAGAACAGGACGACCCCACCGGAGCUUUAUCUGACUCUGUCCAGGAUGGCCAAAUUCAAUCUCUAUCUACAUACCAGCAAACUAUCAGUUUUUUAAUUUGCGUUUGUGUCUUGGGGGAAUGAGGCAGUUACUAUAGGGUGGUUUUGGUCUGUUUUGUAGUAGGGCUGGUUAUCAGCACCUGGAGAGGUAGGGUUUUAGUGAGUUCACAAAUACCAACUGAUUGUUUGAAGUAUGACUUUCUUUCA
Messenger RNA from Antechinus flavipes (yellow-footed antechinus), 3488 nucleotides. RefSeq names its product cilia and flagella associated protein 92 (putative) (gene CFAP92). NCBI's taxonomy places the organism in Eukaryota, Metazoa, Chordata, Mammalia, Dasyuromorphia, Dasyuridae. The record is from RefSeq and is a predicted model, not a curated record. The transcript has 7 exons. Bases 380 to 2278 code for a protein of 632 amino acids.